AUGGAUCUCCUUCGCAGCUUGGCUGCCGUCGUGGUCUUGACGGCCUCCCUCACCAGCGCCUUGCCUCACCCUACCGAGAAGCCGACCGUCAUUCACCCUGACUUCUCGCACACUACUAUGACCGAGCGCCCUACGGUGUCCCACCCCGACUUCUCCCAUACUACUACGUACUCUCAUGUUACUGCGGCCCCUGGCUGGGUCAUGCCGCCACCUCCCGUCGCUCGUGCCGAGGGUUCUGGUCCUGUCUUCGACUCCAGUCUUUCUCACCCUCUCGGCACAGCCACUUCCACAGGCUGCAAGACUCUGUUCUAUCUGGGCCAUCCCACAGUAAUGUGUGACAGCGUCCUGUCCACCGCUCAUACGACUACGACGAAGCACUACACUCCGCCUGGUUGCAUUCUUCCUGACGGCGAUUGCUCUGGUACGCUGACUACCAUUUAUCGCCCCACCGCCACUUCAAAGGUCUCAGAGAGCCAGGCUCCGGAAAUCGGUACACUCGCCACCUAUGGUCCUCCUUCAGGGGUUCACACCUUCUCCCUCCCCGGCUUCUCUCUCCCAUCCGUUCCAGUGACCGUCACCAAGGCCCCCGAGCAUUCCACCACGACCGUUGUCCCUAACGACAAGAGGGCGACUUCGACUAGGUGUACUGAGAAACUCAAGGUGUACGAGACAUUGACCUACGUUGGUCCGUCGACUACGCAGACUUUCACGCACACCAUCGAUGUGAUGACCGAGACUUUCACAAUCCCGGGGACCACUUUCGAGGUCACGCAGAGUCUGCUUGAGAGGCGGACGGACACCACUCACAGCCCGGAGCCUUUGCAGACUGAGUAG
Molecule: messenger RNA, 834 nt
Organism: Recurvomyces mirabilis
Lineage: Eukaryota; Fungi; Ascomycota; Dothideomycetes; Mycosphaerellales; Teratosphaeriaceae
Exons: 2
Coding region: 1-834 (277 amino acids)
Source: RefSeq, a predicted model, not a curated record